CACACACAAAAUAAAAUGGCAAGAAUCAUAAUUACACUCUCUACUCCUCUGUUUUUCUUCUUCCUCUUCUCCCUGCUCUCUCACCAAACCAUGUCUCAACCCGAACACUUGACUACUUUCUGCAACCCUUCCGACAACUUCACACAAACCAGUUCAUACGAAGCAAACCGAGACCUUCUACUCUCCUCUCUCCGCGUCAGUUCCUCCCUCGGAACCUAUUCAAACGCCACAGUCGGUCGUAGUCCCAACACAGUCCACGGCAUGUUCCUCUGCAGAGGAGACACCACCGCAGCGUCUUGCUCAGACUGCGUCCAGACCGCUACAAUCGAGAUCUCUACAAACUGUACUCUUAACAAAGAAGCGGUCAUAUACUACGAAGAGUGCAUGGUUCGGUACUCUAAUGUUUCCUUCUUCUCUGUUCUUGAGGUCAGACCGAGCAUCGUCCUUUACUCUCUUCGCUCUGCUCCAAACUCGAAUACGCUCAAUGAAACGUUAGCUGAUAAAUUCAACCAACUGAUUCUCAACGUAUCUUCGUCCUCUUUGGUUCCGUAUUUUGUGGAAGAUCAAGAACUUGUGACUCAAGCAGAGGGUUCUUAUAAGUUUGAGUCAAUGGUUCAGUGUAGUCCUGGUCUUGACCGGUUUAACUGUACCGUUUGUCUCAGAUUUGCGCUCUUAAGAGUUUCAACUUGUUGCGGUUCACCAAGUUCUGCUCUGAUCUUUACUCCUAAAUGUCUUUUGAGGUAUCAAACCUCUGUUUUGUCGUCGCCGCCACCGUUGCCUCCAUCCUCUCCACCUCCUCUAUCGUUGCCGCCGCCUCCACCGUCACCGGCUCUAUUUUUACCGCCUCCUGGUUUAUCGCAACCGCCACCACCGCCGCUGGUUUUCACGCGGCCACAGAGCAGCGGGUCGUUUUCUAACGUUAUUAAAGGAAACCAAAUAUUUGGGAGAAUUGCUAUGACGAUGGCAGUUUUGGUGUUUGCACUUGUGAAUUUGUGAACACAUUUGAUGAUUUUGGAUUGAAAUAAUUUGCAAUUCCUUUUAUGUUUGUCAUGUGUUGUUGUCUUCUUAAGAUCAAAAGCCACAAAGUAUGUGAAUAUUGAAAAUCAUGUUUUUUUUUGAACAUUUAACCAUGUUGAUUUUGAACAUCUAAUCAUUUUGAUGUUUGUUUGCAU
Molecule: messenger RNA, 1172 nt
Organism: Raphanus sativus (radish)
Lineage: Eukaryota; Viridiplantae; Streptophyta; Magnoliopsida; Brassicales; Brassicaceae
Product: cysteine-rich repeat secretory protein 9-like
Exons: 2
Coding region: 16-996 (326 amino acids)
Source: RefSeq, a predicted model, not a curated record